GUUUAAUUGUCAGUCAAGCAACAUUAUUUGUUAUUCCCAUUUAUUGAUUUCGUUUUUAUUUAUGUUGUAUUUUUUGUAAAUCGAUUGCAAGUUGUAGCAUGUCUUUUGGACGCAUCACAAAAUUGAAUGUUCACAUUGCAAACCAGACGCACAUCACUUAUGCCAAUGACGCGACUCGCUUGCUCACCAACAAUCCCUCGGGCUUUGCUUUUCGCAGUACGGGAGCAGCCAGCUGCAGUUGUGUGGAUGACUCCUUGGAUCAGGCAACGCGUUUCCUGCAGCGACACUUUGGCAAACAUGGCUGCAUUGAGAAGUCUUCAUCACUGUGCGCAUUAUUAUACGCAUUGGGCAUAAACUAUAGCCAGGAUGAGGAGCAGGAGCAGCAGGUGGAGCAAAAAGUAGAGGAGCAGCAGGUGGAGCAAGAAGUAGAGCAGCAAGUAGAGCAGCAAGUGAAGGAGCACGUGGAGACCCAAGUAGAGCAUCAAGCAGAGCAACAAGCAGAUCAGCAAGCAGCGCAUCAAGCAGAUCAGCAAGCAGGGCAAGUAGAUCAGUCAUUAGAGCAGCAGUUGGAAACAGAGCAGCAACAUGGCGAAGAGGCUAACGAAGAGCAACCGCUGCUGAUGGAGUUAGAGGCGCUCAAGUCUCCGCAAGUGCAGCACACUUUGCAGCUCGAACUGUUGCCCACGGUGCUGCCACAGUGGGCCAUUACAAUCGAGUGGCAUCGGGAGCAGUUGCAGAUCUUUAAUUGUGCCUGGCAUCUGCAGAACUGCAACUGGCGCCAUGUUUCCAGCAGCGAGUUUCAGUUGCCCAAUUGCCACUGCCAUAAGAUCAAGCAGAUGACGGAGUACAUCAAUGGACUGCUGAAAGUAUCAUUGCCAGCGCUGAAUGAGCAGAAGGAGGAGGAGCAGAAGUCGAAGGCGGAACAGCAACAAUCUGAAGAAUGUCCCCUGCCCGAUGUUAAUGCCAAUAUAAUGAGCCUCAAUUCGCUGCUGCAACAGCUCAACGAACUUCUCGAGCAGCAGAACGAGGAACAAGCGGUUUAGGUUUAGGAUGCUUUUGUGAAUUUGUGAUCUAUCGAUAGUUUAUUAAAACACAUUUCGUUUCAUAGAA
Drosophila sulfurigaster albostrigata is the source of this 1110-nucleotide messenger RNA. RefSeq lists its product as uncharacterized. The transcript is spliced from 3 exons. The record is from RefSeq and is a predicted model, not a curated record. Bases 99 to 1043 code for a protein of 314 amino acids. NCBI's taxonomy places the organism in Eukaryota, Metazoa, Arthropoda, Insecta, Diptera, Drosophilidae.